Dama dama (fallow deer) is the source of this 3337-nucleotide messenger RNA. RefSeq names its product androgen dependent TFPI regulating protein (gene ADTRP). Lineage: Eukaryota; Metazoa; Chordata; Mammalia; Artiodactyla; Cervidae. Bases 277 to 969 code for a protein of 230 amino acids. The transcript has 6 exons. The record is from RefSeq and is a predicted model, not a curated record. Gene Ontology annotation, cellular component: membrane; endomembrane system.
CCUGCCCUCUUCAAAGUCUAAAUGCUGAAAUUCACAAGCAAAGCGGCAGAUUCCCUGCUAUUUUCUAAAUGAAGGCAUCUGAGACUCAGCAAUAAUCCUGUCCCCUAUGUUUAUCAGGACAGGAGCCUAUGAGGGAAGCAAAACCCAGCUGUGUUGGAGUUGUCAGUCCCAGAGGGGUGUGUUUUACGGCGCUCCGUCUCCGGCCUGCCCUAGGACUUCAGCUGUGACAAGGACUCUGGAAGGCAGCUGCUCACAGCUCUCUGCUCAGACCUAGCCAUGACGAGGAUGUCUACGUGUGUAUACCACUUGUUUGUCUUGAGCUGGUAUAUCUUCCUCAACUUUUAUAUCUCACAAGAAGGACAGGAUCCACGGAAAUCCCAAAUCUUUCUAAAUGGGGGACAAUGGAAGUACCUAACAUUCCUUAAUCUGCUCUUGCAGGCCAUUUUCUUUGGGGUGGCCUGCCUGGAAGAUGUGCUGAAAAGAACCAAAGGGAAAAAAGACAUUAAGUUCGUAACGGCCUUCAGAGACCUGCUUUUCACCACACUGGCUUUUCCGAUAUCCACAUUUGUAUUUCUGUCAUUCUGGAUUCUCUUUCUCUACGACAGAGAACUCAUUUACCCUAAGGUCCUAGAUACCAUCUUUCCAGUGUGGUUGAAUCAUGCAAUGCACACGUUCAUCCUGCCGUUCUCGCUAGUCGAGGUCGUCCUCAGACCACACUGCUACCCGCUGAGGAAGAGAGGACUCACCCUGCUGGCUGCUGCUUGCCUCACCUAUGUCAGCAGGGUCCUGUGGAUCUACUCUGAGACAGGUACAUGGGUGUAUCCUGUAUUUGCCAAACUCAGCCCAGUGGGUCUAGCAGCCUUCUUCUCUCUCAGCUACAUCUUUACCAUCGGCAUCUACCUAUUUGGAGAGAAGCUGAACCACUGGAAAUGGGGUGACACAAUGCAACCGAGGAAGAAGAGGAAGUGAUCAGACACUGUUUUCGAAGAACUAAGAAGGAAGAAAACAUGAGAAUUUUUUCCCAUCUUUUUUUUUUUUUUUUCCUGGUAGGGGAAGGUGGUAGAGCAACGUAGGAAAGUAGAAAGGAUAGGGAAUGAUAUAUAAAUUUUAAAAGAGGGUAAUGAAGGUAGGCGAUUAAUUUGAGGACUUUUGGCUUUCUGAAAUGUUUACCCCAAAAACAAUUCCUGCUCUCUCAGAAUUUGUUACCUCUGUCUGACCUCUGGGGAGGAUGGUCUGUGGUCUACGUCUUGCCAAAGGCCAAAGAAACCCGUGUAAAUGCGGUGUCAGAGAAUGUUUAGAGAAAUGCAGUGUCAGAGAAUGUUUAAGGAGAAAGGAACUAGGGUCAUCCACACUCUUCACAGAGAAGGAUCCUGAGGACCUGAGGGAGGUUAACCUCAUGCGGCCAAAGCUUUAGUGUCAGAACCAAGACAACCACUUUUAUCUCCCAGACCUACCUGCCAACUCCCAGUCCUGGCCCAUUUCUGAAUAAUCCCAAUUUUCCUCAAAAGAAGCGCUGUCAUAAGCUAUUUUCAUGGAUUUCUCAUCUUUUUUUUUUUUUUUUUCCUGUAAAUGGAAAUGUAGGAAGAUGGCUGCUGCUAGAAAAAUUAACUGGGGCAAUGAGAAAAUAAGUUAUAAAAAUACUGGGAAAUCUGUCCCUUUGUGAGCAAGCAUUUGGGGCAAGUGAACACGGAACACAGGGACGUGGUUAGAAUCUCUUAAAUGGGAAUACUGAAUGAUUCAUCAAAUAAAUGUACAUUUUACUUGGGAAAUAAUCUGGAUGGGAAGUGCCGUGACUGUGGGGACUGCUGAGACUGCUUCGGCACGAAGCACUUUGCCGAGUUGUUACUGUUGCUCAGUUGCUUAGCUGUGUCCGACUCUUUGUGACCCCACGGACUGCAGCACGUCAGGCCUCCCUGUCUUUCACCAUCUCUAGGAGUUUGCUCAGACCCAUGUCCACUGAGUCAGGGAUGCCAUCCGACUCAUCUCGUGGAGGAGUUAGGUUAUGGUUUUAAAAAGCUGAUUGUCAGCUGAUUAACGAACAUGUUCAUAAACCUGCUUUAAUUUUCCUAGAGGAUUUUUCUGGGUCUUUAUUUUCAGACACAUUUUUAUAAAGAACACACAUGAUUAGUGGCAGGUAAAUAUUUUCAAGUCCAUCGAUAACGCCAUCAGACCCACAUGGGUUGGGUGAAUUGUACUUGGGUUUUCCAAUCUAACAUGAUGCAGGAGAAAUACGGUUAAAAUGAACACCAAGGGCGGUCUGAUAGACUUAGGGGAGAGAGCAGAAUGUUCCGAUAGGGCAGGGAGUCCAUGGGAAGACGAGGAGAGGUACCGAGAGGCCCGCCGGAUCUGCACUCCUCUUCAGUUACACAAACACGAGCCUCGAGUCUUUCCUUCUGAAGCCGGGAACGCCAUCUCCCUUCCCACGCCAGCUGCUUCUUGACUGCUGCACAUACCUGGCCUCAGCGGGAGCCCAGAAGCGGCUGUCACCGUGGAAAUUCUCCAAAGGUGAAGCCCACAGGAGACCACCCAAACUUUCCACACCCCCCGAAUGACUGGGGCUGCGUAUUUCUCAGAGUCAUAGUAAGCUCCUGGCUGGGAUGAGCCUGCAGAUUUCUAUUUGUGACUUCACUGUCCCCAGGACCAAAUUAAACUCUGCUAGCUGCAUGACUGGCCACCGUGCAGUAGCUAUUCCAGCCCUAGGAAUACCUCAGAAGCAUUCCCCACUGAGCACAGACGUAAUCACACAGUGCUUCCUUGGUGCUGCUGUAGCUUAAGAAAGGAGAAGCUUCAGAACACCCGUCAUGAACACUGAUUAAAUAUUCAUGAAAAGGGAGAUAGUAUCAGCCGCCUACAUAAAGCUAUGUUGGACCCUUAGUGGUUAGAGAACAAUACAAACGAAAUGAUAACGAUGAGAAAGCUGGCAAUAAUAUUUGUACAGUGUCAUCAAUUCAAAGCCACUCUCACCUCCAAGACCUCAUUUUAUCUUGGUUGGUGUUCAGUCGUUCGGUCGUGUCCGACUGUUGGCGACCAUGGACUGCAGCACACGAGGCCUCCCUGUCCUUCACCAUCUCCCAGAGUUGGCUCAGGCUCAUGGACUGGUCCGUACCUGUGCUUACAUUCUGGAGUUGGUAUCUCACAUGUGACACCAGUUCCGAGUCUGGGGUGAAGACUUACCUUGUUUGCCUAAACAAUACAUUAGCCCCAUCCUCCCUGCGAAUGGGUCAUUCGUUUCUCAAGCUAUUUUUGGCUCCUCUGCACCUACUUGCUUGCAAUACUUGUCAUUACAGGAAGUCAGUUUCAUAUACUGUAAUCCCCAAACACGUGGGGCCGGCAUGUG